Messenger RNA from Striga hermonthica, 810 nucleotides. Lineage: Eukaryota; Viridiplantae; Streptophyta; Magnoliopsida; Lamiales; Orobanchaceae. The record is from the annotation of a GenBank genome assembly.
AUGGCAAAUUUACCAUCUUUUCUUGUCAUCUUGAUAACCAUUAAUGCUCUAGCCAUCACCCUUGAAGCUGGCUGCAACAAACCAGCCCUUUUCCCCUUCGGAGACUCAUAUCUGGAAUCGGUUGGUCUCGCGCAGCAACUGAAGAACUUCAAAGACGAGAUUAAGAACUUAACCCGCGCAUUAGGCAGUAACGCGGCUAAAAAGAUUGUAUCGAAUGCUGUGUACCUCAUCUCGUUAGGCGCGAGCGAUUUCAUUUCCCCUUUCACGUUAAAUGUUACAAUUCCCGACGAGCAGCAGUACGUGAACAUGAUGAUUGGGAAUUUGUCGACCGUGUUCGAUACAAUAUACGAUCUCGGAGGAAGAAAAUUCGCGUGGCUGAAUGUGCUGAACUUGGCCUGUGCACCGGGCCUGAAAGCCGUCAAUAAAGAAAACGGUUGCCUUAAAAAAGCCUCGGAAAUUGUCGGACUAUACAAUGAGGCUCUCAAAACGCUGCUCUCGGAUAAAGAGAAGUCGUUAGAUGGCUCGAGAAUUGUUCUAUUCGACCUUGCAAGCGGUGUAGCCAAAAUGACAGCCGAACCAACCAUAUACGGUUUCGAAGAGGCGGAAAGCGCGUGCUGUGGGAGUGGAAAUUCGAACGGUAUAUUCAGCUGCGGAAGGAUUCCCGAGCACUAUAACCUCUGCCCGAACGCGAGUGAUCACGUUUUUUUCGACUCAUUCCACCCGACUGGGAAUGCAUAUGAACAGAUAACUAAGGAAAUCUGGAACCAACGUAACGGAGGCGUGAAGAAACUCUUCGACUGCCUCGGCUAG